Molecule: messenger RNA, 2152 nt
Organism: Strongylocentrotus purpuratus (purple sea urchin)
Lineage: Eukaryota; Metazoa; Echinodermata; Echinoidea; Camarodonta; Strongylocentrotidae
Product: testis-expressed protein 49
Exons: 3
Coding region: 174-626 (150 amino acids)
Source: RefSeq, a predicted model, not a curated record
CGCGAUGCACCUGUUACACUGAAGUAAAGCGAAGCAGCCAAGAUAAACCCUCGAUGAAAAACCUUUUCUGAUCGUUUUCGGAGGGCGUUUUUCAACAUUUCCUCUACAAAAAACAAUAUUUUUGGUCACUUUCUUCAGGAGAUAUCUUACGUGUUGAGUUAGUAGCUAAAAUAAUGUCAUUCUUCAAUCUUACAGAACUGGGAUACCAAUAUCCUAUACGUGCACAGGUCAAGGAGCCCAACUCAGUAUACUCCUACCAUCUCGCCAACUCUUUACCCGCUGGAUCGUACGUCUCGCACAGACCAGAAACUGCAAAGCUUCCACCGAUUAACAUGCAUAAAUACAACAAAGUCAUCGAGCCUGUAGAUAAUCCAGAACAUCACGGAUCAUAUGUCAAAUUUACCGAGAGAUUGCAUAAACAUACACGAUGUGCAAAAGGUCCCAAUGAUAUAUACCGCAACCCUGUGACGACAGCUCAGCUCCCUGGAUCCUGGUAUAGGAAGGAAGUUCCCUUGAAGCAGAGUGAGCCUUGGACAUACGUCCCCAGACAUGUGUGCGUCAGUAGUGAAAUGACAAAAUUUGUGAAGGAGAUGAGCGUGACAAACAGGGAAUUUUCUCUCUUCUAGAAGACAACAAAUUUAAGGAACAUUUCAGUAAAGCCUUAUUAUGGACAAUAAUUGUAUUACACAUUAUGGAACACAAGCCUUUGAACAAAAAUGUGCUUAUGAUGUGUACCAGCAAUUGACACACAAAUUCCAAGUCUAUGUCGAUGUCGAUUGGAUUGCUUUGGUGGAUUUUGAUUUUAUUUUUGUAUUCAAUAACUUUAACAUGAUAACAAGAGUAUUGAAGUCAUUGUUUAAUUUGCGGACAUUUGGGUAUCCUUUACUCCAUUUUUUCUUGUUCAUAAUACUUGUAUAUUCACCUAAUACCUAAAUCGUCAAAUCAGAUUUGGAUCUUGCCGCAUAUGAUGCUGCUUCUUCUUUUCUCAUAAAUAUUUUCUUUUUUACCUGAAAAACAAAAACAAAAAAAUAAUUUUGAUGAAAGGGAGAUGCAAGCUGUCUUUCUAUAUGGUUGAAUAUGCCUGUCUUUUACUAUUUUUUUUAAUUUGAUUAUCUCUACUUUGAUACAUAUUGUGUAACCAUGCAGGAAGCUGUAUAUUUAUUGCUGCAAUUCAUCUCUGCUAGAGCAUCAAUAUACAGAGUUUGGCCAACCUGCUUCUAGUUGCUUACAAUAUAUGGAAACUGUUGUGUGUGUGUGUGUGGGUGGGGGGGGGGGGGCAAGCACAAAACAAGAGAAUAUACACCAUGUUGUGAUCAACACUAACUGAAAUCUAGUCAGCCAAACUCUCAAAGUAAAUGGCUCUAGCCGGUCUUUGCAGUUUGAACAAAACUUUGGGAAACUAGAUGAACUGUACAAUGACAUAAAGUGUGUGUAAGGAUGGUGUACUUCGCAGCAUUAUGAGAAGUAUUAUUAUUUACCACCUGAACCAUUAAUGCCAUUCACCAAGUAUUCACCUUCAAAUCGUACAUCGAAAUUAGAACCAAAGAACUCUUUUUGUCUUUAUGUACAUGUAUUUCGAAGAAAGUAUUUCAAAGAAAAUAUAGUGAGGUGUUCCUUGUUUUUUUUAUGUCUUUCUUCACAUAAACAAAUAUCUGCCUUUUCAUUGAAACUUUCAACUUUUCCCUCAUUUUCAAAGGAGAAUGCUGCUUUGCAAUAUUUUAUAACUUGGAAUUAAAUCGCAAUUCACUGAAGAGGAAAAAACGUAUGGCUGUAACAACAAAAUGAUCAAGUGAAUAUAAUGUCUCUACCGCAAGAGGGCUCUUCACAUUUUUCUCGUUGAAGUACAUGUAUAAUCUUGUAACGUAUAAACGAAAUCCUUGAUGUUUAAUCAUGUACAUGUAAUUAAUGUAGUAUUUGUUUUCCGUCAUCCAUAACAGACAAGAUAGUGGAAUAUAUAUUUUAAUAGUGUAUUAUCUUACUAUUACCUUGUCUUGUUGGCUGAAACCUAGCUGUUUGACUUCCACGUUACUUGCAUGUUAUCGACUUCUUUACGAAGCCAAAUGUAAUUUCAUUAAUCAGUGUUGCAAAAUGCGAUGUGUUUAUAUCGAUGUUUGUAUAUAUUAAAUAAACGUAUUAAUACUAUAUAUCAAAA